AUGACUCGUAAACGCCGCAAUGGAGGACGCGCCAAGCACGGCCGUGGCCACGUCAAGGCUGUAAGGUGCACCAACUGCGCGCGAUGCGUGCCAAAAGACAAGGCUAUCAAAAAGUUUGUGAUUAGGAAUAUUGUCGAAGCGGCAGCCGUCAGGGACAUCAAUGAAGCCUCCGUAUAUGCCUCAUUCCAGCUGCCCAAGCUGUAUGCUAAGCUCCACUACUGCGUGUCCUGCGCUAUCCACAGCAAAGUAGUACGUAACAGAUCAAAGAAGGACAGGAGGAUCCGUACGCCACCCAAGAGCACCUUCCCCAGGGACAUGCAGCGCCCUCAGAAUGUGCAAAGAAAGUGA
Arctia plantaginis is the source of this 348-nucleotide messenger RNA. NCBI's taxonomy places the organism in Eukaryota, Metazoa, Arthropoda, Insecta, Lepidoptera, Erebidae. The record is from the annotation of a GenBank genome assembly.